Daphnia carinata is the source of this 2761-nucleotide messenger RNA. Its product is annotated as transcription termination factor 4, mitochondrial-like. Gene Ontology annotation, biological process: regulation of DNA-templated transcription. The coding region runs from base 204 to 1067 and encodes 287 amino acids. The transcript is spliced from 7 exons. The record is from RefSeq and is a predicted model, not a curated record. Gene Ontology annotation, molecular function: double-stranded DNA binding. Lineage: Eukaryota; Metazoa; Arthropoda; Branchiopoda; Diplostraca; Daphniidae.
GGUACAAGUUUCUUUUCGAAGACAUUAUAUUAGCCAGAAAUCGGAAGUCUAUAGAAUUUAUGUACGCCUUGUAAAUAUCUGUUUUAUUGUACCCGUGGUACGCUGCUCUUCACAUUUCUUAGCAUUGUCGUACAGGGUAAAAAUUUGAAUUCACACAAAAUUGGAUUGUUUAAAACAACAUUAGGUUUGCUGCCUUUGAAUCCAUGAUGCUACACAGAUCAUUGACUGGAGUGCUAGGGCUUGGCAAACAGUCAAAAAGUAAAUGGCGUAACUUUCUACCUGCCUUCCUGAGCACUAAGUCAGAUAAUAUAGAAGAUAUGCAGAACACUCUUGGUCAACAAGUAUGGAAUGCCUCUAUUAAAAAGUUUCAAGAUUUAGGUUUCUCAUUAAAACAAAGUACCAGUAUGCUCUUCAAUAAUCCUGCACUGUCAAGUUACCCAGCCGAACGUCUAUGCCACCAUUUUGAAGUACUUAGCUCAAUUGGGUUUAAAACAGAAGAAAUUAGAGAUGUGCUUGCCCGUGAACCAAAAAUUUUUGACCGUGACUUUCAAGUACUUAAGAGGAAUCAUUCAAACCUGUUGAGACAAAUGGGUGAUCAUCAAGGAAGAAUUGCAGCCAUUGGUGCCCCCAAUACUCUGAUUGACAAUAGUUUCAUUACUAACCAGAAAAUUGACUAUUGCAUCAUGGAGAUGAUGAUGAACAAACCAAAAAUAGCCAAAUCAAGAAUCCUUCAGUGUUCUUACAGCUUGAUUAAAACUCGGCACAUGUUCGCAUACCGUUCAGGCUUAUAUAAGAAAAUCGACCCGAAGAACAAAGAGGGAUUGAUAAAUAAUCCAAGUAUCCCUGACCUAUUCUUUUGUUCAGACGAGAUAUUCCUCACUCUUUUCAAAGGCUUUACUAUUGAAGACUAUGUCGUUUUUGAUUCCUUGAUGACGAGCGAAGAAGAUCACAUAAGUGAUGAAGAUGAAAUGGAUUCAAACGAUCACACCGAUGGAGAUAAUUCAGAGGAUGAAAAAGAUUCAGGCGGGAGCUAUAAAAACAGAUACUCUGCGCGACGUAACAAAUAAACUCUGUUUUGUAUUGAAAGGUAGAAGAAAUAUGCACAUUCAUGUUUUACGAAGAUGUACAAGAAAGGGUGAAACGCAAUAGUUACUCAAAGUUUGGACAAUGGAGAAGAAAUUUUUCGGGGGAUAGAAAGAAUGCUUUUCCCUAAUUAUUUCUCGUUUAUUGAGGCAGCAAAGCGUGUGCCAGGUUUCUGUGGCUUAUGAAUCUUCAAAUAGGCAACAGAUUUCCUAUGGUUUUUUUGCUGAUGAUGUUGAAGGACCAAUUUCUUUCCCGGCUUCGUCGGGCGGUUUUCCUUCGCCCCUCUCCUGUUCUCGGGUUGCGAGUGGUGGGCAGGAGUUGGCGUUUUAGCAGUUUGGUGAGGGAUAGUAGAACCUUUACGGUGUGCCGGAGCUGAACUUUUGCUUGAGGUCGUCCGCCUGUUGGUAGCUUCGGUAGUUGGGGACGAGUGAAUUGCCCUCCGAUGUCGACCGGCCACUUCGAAUCCUUCCUCCACUGAAAUUGAUAAUGAAAAACGUUACAUACGAAGGCACAUAAUUUUUUUCUCUGGUUUUAGUACGUUUACCUAACGCUACUGGGAGUGGAUGCCAGGACUCUUCCAUAGGCCACAAGAAAACAGGCAACCACAAAUUACCUUAGAGCACUUCUUUCACUGGAGGUACAGUGUCUGAAAGACGAAGUAUCCCAAAAACAUCAACUUCCAGAAAUGAAACUGCUGUGUGUUGUCCAAGGCCUUAUAUGUGCAUGCUGACAGACGAAAGGCCGUCUUUGUUCAUUGGCUAAAACACAACUCAGAGCUCUUGUUACGAAAAUGAAAGAGAAGAUAGGAGAUCAUUGGAAGAAAAGAUUUGGUAGGGGAACCCCACUUUGAAACGUCUCGGCCCGUUUUUCCUUUUUGUCUGGAUAGACAUUCAGUACCUUUAUACUGAUGCCUUGACAUUUAUAUGGGUGACCGUGUUUUGUUAUUAACAAUAAUUGACGUUAAAAGAAAUCCAUAUAAUAAAGGUGAAUUCCUCUACGUAAUUUAGGUUCUCCGUGGAGACUGCAUAAAAGAAGUUAACUUCCAACCUAAAGGUGAAUAGCACGUAUAAGUCUCCUUCAGGGAAAGUUGAAGGUUUCAAGUGAUAGUGGGUGUGACACUCAUUCUCGCCGAAUAGAAAGAAAGAAAGGCGUCUACGCUUUCAGUCAGCGUGAAGUCGUAACCAUAGACGACGAUUGAAGUCUGGAAAAAUAAUUUGAUAGCACUACUGGAAUCAGAUACAUUCGGAAACCAAAACAUAGAGGUACUACUGAUAUCAGAAGAUUUAAAGAUAAUGAACGUCAACAGCACUCUUACGAAAGAGGAAGUUAUUAGGUGCAUUGUUAAAUGCGUCGUGACGGAGAUAGAAAAAAAUUCAUUCAUUCCGUUGAGACGUUACAUCUGGAGAAUGCUGCGCGACCCUGGCGCGAACGCAAAGUCAAAGCGGCUCUGGCAACAAGAAGCUAGACUACACAAGUAAGCGGAAUGGGUCACCUUGCAUUAGCCAUUCACGUUGCCCGUGCACAAAGUCACGUCCUUGGAGUUCGUUAUCCCGUUCUCGCUUUAAAUAGAUAACUCUGUAAACAAACUUGUAGUGGAUAUUCAGGCGCAGCAGCGGUCAGACGUGACUUACCAAGCAAGCCCGCAACUAUUAGUUUAAUGCUGGGUACUGCGAGAAAA